Messenger RNA from Peromyscus leucopus (white-footed mouse), 777 nucleotides. Its product is annotated as vegetative cell wall protein gp1-like. Bases 1 to 777 code for a protein of 258 amino acids. The transcript is spliced from 2 exons. Lineage: Eukaryota; Metazoa; Chordata; Mammalia; Rodentia; Cricetidae. The record is from RefSeq and is a predicted model, not a curated record.
AUGGGGAGCAAGCCUCCCAGCAAGGUGGUGGUGGCCAGUGGCUCCCACCUGCGCGUCACCUUUGACCCCCAGGGUGAGGAGGGCGCGAGGCUCCGGGCGAGGCGCCCGUCCCGGCCCGACGCCGUGCCGGGGGGUCACCCCUUCACCUGUCCCUUCCGCGGGCGGCCCCCGGCCCGGGAGCGGACCCUCUCCCCGUCCCUGAGGCGUGCGGGCUGCCCGCGGGCGGCGGCCUGGCCUGAGGGAGCCGCGCUCCCCGCGCCCCGCUCCCGGGCCCGGCCUCCCAGCAGGCCGGGCGCCCGCCCCUCGCCCUGGGCUCGCCGGCCCCCCGGGACACGUGGCCCGGCCCCCUUCCCGGUGGGAGCUCGCUUCCCGCCGGCGGCGUCCCGGCUCGGGGGGACCCCGGAGCGCCGGGCCUCCACGCCCCUGCUCCCCGCCGCUCCGGAAGAGAACCUGAGUUGUCCCGGAGGACAGCCCUGGGAGAGCUGCCCUGCUGUCUGGGGACUGGCCCCUCCCCGGGCGCCGAGAGGCGCCCCCCCACGCCCAAGUGACCUUGUGUCCCCGGGCAGCGGCCGCCUCCCCCGGCCCCCUCGGCGCCUCGCCGCUCGGGUCCCCCCCUCCCGGCCACUCCGGGCUCAGGCUAGCCCAGCCUGUCCCCCCCUCCCACCAUGCACCAGCCUGACCUCGGGGGUGGGGGUGGGGGGGGCAUCGCUCCCGCUUCUCGGGGGGCUUCGGCUGGGGAGCCGGCUCACGGGCUGUCCCCGAGGAGUGUGGAACUAA